Amoebophrya sp. A25 is the source of this 8151-nucleotide messenger RNA. The record is from the annotation of a GenBank genome assembly. NCBI's taxonomy places the organism in Eukaryota, Dinophyceae, Syndiniales, Amoebophryaceae.
AGCGAGAUGAAGUUCAACAUGUUCUUGAUGAGGUAGUGUGUACUUUAAUAGCUAAUGAUGAUACAAGUUUGAAUCAUCCUCGUCCUAAAACGAGAGUUGUAAGUAGUUUGAUUCUUCAAAACAACUCUUUCCACCACAACUUCUGCCUUCAAUAACUACCUCCAUUUGAAGUACGAUUCAAGCAUCCAAUUUCAGCGUAAAACAAAUAAGCUGGCACAAAAUCACAAAAAUGGAGGAAGGUUUCGAUUUCGUGAAUGCCUGGGAUGCAGAGAUCAGCUGUGAUCCUGCAUUUCCUAGGGAUGCCGUCAAAUGCGCUUGGGAUAGCAAUUUGGUGCAAGCGACGCACGACUUUAGAAAGUUCCCACCAGAUCUGGCGCAGGCGGCUGGUAUGGAUACGAUUUAACUUUCUCACAAAAUUCAUUACAGUUUAAAAUUGUCCCUGAAUUUAUUUAGAGCAAUCAUCUUUAUUUCCUUCCUUCAUGCCAUGUUAGGUGGUCAUCAUUUUCCAUAUCCACCAAACAGGUGCAUCCUCCGCCAUGUCUGCCGCAUCUAACCAGCGACAGGGAAUUUUCCACCAAACUCGAACUGCCUGGAUGACUAGGGAUCAUAUUCUCUAUCUCUGGAACUAUGCUCAGCCGAACCAAGCCACAAGAGUCAUUCCAGCCGAUAGCAUUAUCCUGUCCGUAGCAAUGGUAGAACCGAGGAAAGGGAUAUUUGAUAGGGAUCUUGUUAUCGUGAUAGCGACACAGCAGAGCAUACAUUUGUUGGGUGCGAGUGUGGAUGCGCAGAGAGGAUUGGUGACGCAAAACUUGCCGGGAUAUUGCUGGUACUUACCUAUUCAGGUUGAACAACAGUGAUUCGUAUUAUUGUUUCUUUGCGAUGAAAUUUCCUGCUUCUAAGCAGUGAACCACUUAACGACUUAAAGCCUUUACUCUAACGCGACAACUUGCACCACCUCGCGCUAGGCACACUCACUCACUCACUCACUCACUCACUCACUCACUCACUCACUUACUCACUCAUAGGGUGCACUGGCUUCGUGUGAGCAUUCACAUCGUAUCAAUAUCUCCAAAACUCCAACUCAACAGUGCUUCCGGCGGCCUCCCCGUUGCCGUGAUUCAAAGCAGCGAAAGUGGUAGAAUAUUCCUCUGUUGUCCUCGACACGUCCAUGAACUAGAGUAUCGCGGUACUGGCACUAGACCUACUACGACAGCAAAUGGAGGAGCUACCGAGGUUGGAGUAGGCGGAGACAGGAGUUCCGCCAAUGCAUACGCAGACGCAAGCAGCACAGGAGGUGGAACAGGUCCCCAACUUCUCGAUUAUCUUGGUCUUUCCUCUCCUUUGCUCAGACUCAACUGCUUAACCGCUUCUAGUGCAUUGGCCAGAGCUGUGCUGUUUCGAAGAGACCCCUACUUGAGGUUGUUCGCUGUCGCGCAAACGGGGUAUUUCGCCACUGUGGACGAAUGUAACACCCUAAACAUCUACGAAGAACAAAACGCCGAAAUCCUAGAGAAAGCGCAGAGCUGUGUGGUGGAAGCACCAGGAGCACUUGGGGAGAAUGGAAUUUUGUCGACAAAUACUACUUCAUCCUCUAGGUCGACGAAAACGAAAUUCCAACUUGCUGCAUGUGCGACAACGAUGUCUUCAAGUGCAGCUUCUAUGUCAUCCUCAUCGUCUAGGACUUCAUCAGCUACUGCCAAUGGAACUGCAGUAGUUACCGGUUCCCCUAUAAUUACAACAACUACAAGAACAUCAUCCUUCUCCUCCUCUUCCUCAAGCACUAGUACAGCAAACCAAGGGGGCAGUACCAUUCAUGCGCCUUUCAAACUGGUUGCACAGCUGACCUUGCUGGAUUUGGAGAAUCAGUUGAUGGAUCGAUUGCACUUUCGCACUCUGCAAAGCAGAGAAUUCACAAGACUCUUCGCCAGAUUCGGCACAGACCAUAACCUCCACAUCUUUCUACUUACUUCAGCAUGGGAACGACUCCAUUUGGUCUUGAAUGUAGGAGACUUCACUUCAUCUCUGCUAGGUGGAGGAAACGGAGGUGGUGUAGGAGGAUUAUAUCCAAGAAACGCUAGUAAUGGUGUCUUGAACAAGCUCUAUACGUCAGUAGUUCCCCAGAGUGGGCCUCCAGCGAUCAGCAUCCUGAACUACUCCACUUUAAACCCGCAAUCGCAGAUGCGCGUGCAUAGUCCGGUGAGCUACCAGAAUGGCGUGUGGGCCAUUGCCAAUGCGGAUGGAGAAGUGUGUUUCUCUGUAUUGCUCAGAAACCCAGAUCACGGGAACGAAAAGCAGAGGUGUGAAUUGAUAGGAAACCAGCAGUGCUGGAACGCAGCUGCGCACUUGGAGGCGCCACUCGCGUUGGUGGAAGAGGGCAGUGAAAAAGAAGGAGACCUGUCAUUGUUGAAACCACAGAGGACGUUUGCCUUGUUGACGACGAGGGGAGUGCAUGUACUGACUGAAUCACCCGUCCAGAAAGUUUUAUCGAGAUGUCUCUGUUGUUACUACUACGGCUACUGGAGUUUUAAGAAAUUGAUUCCUCCUGCAUUAUAAUUAUCAGGGUUUGUUUAUCAUAUCUUCAACAACAUCUUAGGCCGCUUAUCCCAUGCAACAAUCACAUCUUCAACAACAUCCAAUAACGCACCUACCACCUCCAGGUCCUUUCCCUUCUCUACGUCCAACGCGAAGCGUCCUUACUCCGCGCGCCGCCGACCAGUGUUUUCGAAUGUGCGGUCGCUCUUCUUUCCGACCGAUGGCAGUGGCGGGUUGACGAUCUUGGUUGGUCUGACGAUGGCCUCUUCGUCACCAAUGGCAAAUGGCUGGAUGGCUUUGGUCUCUUCCUCUCUGCCUGUUUGGACGGUUUGUGGAGACGACAAUUAGUGGGUCUCGCAGUUGGUGGACCGACUGCCACUACCAGCUACGAAACGAGCUAUCCUCGGAGCACAAGAGGAGCAGCUUGGUCGAGAGCGUUCUCGGAACAGGCGUAUGUUUAUGACUUCCAGAAAUACAAAAUCCUCACAAGCAUCUUGUUGUUCCUCCGUGUAAGGGGGAAACGGGUCCAAGAUGACUUUCAAGAUGGAUUUCCGGAAGGUCUAAUAUGUGGUAGGUUUGUGUGGUCGUGGAGUCGCGCAGAUUUUGGCCAAACUAAAAAAAGCAGUGGCAUUUGCGAAACGGGGUGUGUUGCAGUGUGGGGGAGGAGAAGAUCAGUUUGGUGGAAAGACUUACAUGUUGACUGACCAAGGAUCUGAGAUGGAUACGAUGAAUCCACCCAAGAUUCUAUCAUCUUCCCAAAACAACAAACACGCAGAGCAGAGCAAGAUCAUCACUUACGACGCGAGUUUGUCUUCGAAGCAGAUUGCUUGUGAAUACGAUAAUAGUCUACGGGUGAUCGACAAGAACAGUAAUUUUGAGCAGAAAAAGAAGUCUGCUCACUUCCGCAACACUUUUUACAGUGAAAGAUUAACAGUUUCGGAAUUUCAGACUGCGCAAAACUUGAAACGCGUUCGUUCAGUAGUACAAGUCGCGGAUAGAGCCAUGGAAUUACUCGCGUUUUUCCAGUACAUCAGCGAGCAUCCCCAGCUACUGCAAUUGUUGGACUUUGUGUUACUACCGUUCAGUAGUGGUAUAGCGGACAAUGCAACACAACAACAGGCAAGUUCUAGUGGUGAGAUGGUAACUGAAGAUGGCUUUUCAGGGCUAGGACGAAGUCACCCCUACGACAGAUCGACGUCUUUUAGGAGAGGACAGAACAGGAACGGACGACCGAGUCACAUUCCCUCAGCUGUAAUCCGAGGACAACUACCCACAACAUUUUCAGCCAACAACAAUUCGUCCACUUCUUUGGUUGGCCGUGCUCUGAACUACGUUUCCGGGAAGCUAGGACUUGGCAGAGACUCAGACCGCUACACUUUGAGUGGCGACUUCACACUGCGACAACUAGUCGCACAUCCGGAGCCAAUCUUGAUCUGGCUUUCGUACAUCAUCGCCUAUUUUCCCAGAGAGUGCGCGGAUAUUGCGAAGCAAUGCCCAGUCUUGUUCGGAGAGGUGGAUUGGCAGAGUCCUAGGAUCGUAGAAGCCUGGACAGCGACGCGAGCAAAGAGAGCAGAUGGAGCGACCUUUCUAGUGUCAGGUGGAGAAAUACUUCUUGACGUCACCGCUGACUCGGAGAUGGUGGGUGCUGAUGCUGCGGGAUCUGGUAACUUUUGUUGUGAGUUUUGCUAUUCAUCUUGAACACAAAUGGCAUUAAGUCGUGAUUAAGUAAGGCCAGGCUUUGCAGUCUCUUCCGCGGGCAGCUUGUUCUACUCAGCCGGGCCCAGCGUUUUAGAUAGGGGCUGCUGGUUGGUGCGCGGCUGCCCGCGCAUGAAUUCCAUGGCGCACAGCGUGAAAGAGACAAGCAAGAGAGCAGGCGCCCGCCCAGGGUGGAGGCCCGCCCACGCCCCAGGGGGCGGGACUUGGGCUGGUGGUCCCGCAUAGCUUGCGCAGCCUGCUGCGUGGCGCAAGGUAGGAGCUGAGCUGGAGCAUUUGGUGCCGCAGGGUGGUGGGGUGGGUGGGUUUCUUCAUGAGGCAAAAAAGCUCGUAAGAAAUGCCAGGCAGGGGCGUCCUGCGAACUGGCGCAGCCAAACAAAGAAACGAAGCAAAGCUGCGCAGUGCCCCGUGCUCUUUCAGGGUGAAGAUGUUCCGCCGUCGUGAUCGAUGUUCCAAGGUUGACGAGAUAAUUACAGAAACAUACAAAAUAGGAAUAGAUGACUUCUAGCUUAAGUUCUUGCUAUUUCAUCCUAAAACCAUCCAGGCUCCACGUCUGCCGAGCGUGUCGCUUUUGUUGAAAUCGAGGGUCUCCGCCGAUGGAUCGGCAAUGUCGACGUAGUUAGCUGUGGUAACGACGGCAUCAGGUCACUAGCUGAAAAUGUACGGAGAAUCGUAGCGAAAAGUGGCGCAGCUGAGCAUUCUGUCCGCACCGUUUUUCCUGGUCUCCUCACCCAGUUACAGCGAUUACACGCCUCAGCUGUUGUCGGAGCUGGCGGCACUAGCACUAGCUCCACUUCUGGAAUGAGAAACUAUGCAGAGCAAUUAGGUGCUGCACCUUGGGGUGUUGCAGACGGUCUACAACCCUCUGGCCACACACCCCUCGAUAGUGCGGGCAGAACAAGGCGUGUGCGGUUUUUGAUGCAGAGUUUCCUUGCAGCAUUGUUUCCCGGUGCUGAGGAUGUGCCAGUGGACGAAGAAGUGAUGGACCUCCUUUUGCAUACGUUGAAUGAAAUCACAUCUACCUCCUCUACUUCUGGAGCUGGUGCAGGAGACAGCUCUUCUUGUAGUCUCCUACUCAGGCAUACAGUCUACGACUUUUUGCUGUCAAGGUCGGAAGCAAAUGGCACAGACAUGCUAGUGCGAAGGUAUGGACCAGCCAUGACGACUGAAAUCCGAAGCUAUUUGGAGGGAAGAUAUGGAGAGUACAGAGCGGGGAAGCUGGAGACGGCAGGUAUUUUUACUUGAGCUCUCUAGAAGAAUAUGAAGAUUUUCUGAGUGUUCAUCUUCGUUUUUUAGGAUUUGUCCCCCAUCUAGAAUGAAACAAGCUCAAGCUCUGACACAUGUCCCUGCAGAAAGAGAAGGUCUUGUUCAAUUAGAAUGUCUCAAAUUAAAAUCCUAACCCCACAGAUCCCCAGUCCCUUCUGGAGACCAUGUGGCAGUUUUACUAUGAGUUCCGGGAGUAUCGCGAAGCUGGCAGUCUGCUCUUAGAACUGGCGAUGGAGUCGGAUGCCCUACCGAAUUUGACCUUGAGCGAUCGCCAGACGUAUUUGGUGGCUGCCGUUGCCUGUGCGGAGCACUUCCAGCCUAGGGACAGGCUGGAAGAUAUGAGGAAACAGUACUAGGACCAUCCAAGUGCUGUGAUAUUUACAACGCUUAAAUGUAAAUGUUUUGUAAAUUUCUCGAUCUUAUGAAGAUUAUCUUCAUUUUUUUUUUUUCGUAAAAAGUAUUUGAAGAUUAAGCGUCCUGAUAAUCAUAUGAUAUUAUUUGUAUUCUGACACUGAGACGGGUUUCUUCAAAUUGAGAAAUACAGGCGUCAAAAGUGAAGCGAAGUAAGAUUCUUUUUAUUUUCCCUCCCCUACCCCAUCAAUUAAGGCUCAAAAUGAUAUUGUCAUAGGUGCACAAAGUAGUCAGAUUCAAGCACUGAGUUUUCUGCUUCAAAGCUUAGCUCCAAGGGUCAUCUUCCUCUGUUUCCUUUUGGGGAGUCUUGCUUCUGAAGAAAUGCCAUUUCUGCAGAAGAUUCCCCAUCUCUGACAUGGUAAAAAGUAUGUUCAGAUCAAUAUCGUCGUAGUUACAACCUCAAAUUAUUUUUCGCUCCAUUUAAUCUACAACCACAAAUCAGGAUCGAGUCCACAUCCGUCCUACAACUUCCGCUUCUCGCCGAAGUAGAGCGACUCGAAUCCGACCCGCGUUUGACUGCUGAAUGCAGAGCCAGGAUACAGCAUUAUCGGAGGGACAAAGCUCUGAGAAGCAGACCUGGAGUCGAUGCACAUGCUUUGCUAGAAGUUGUACAUGACUUGAAGUUUCCGCAGUUGCUGGUCGCCAACGAGCAAGGGUCAUCUUCUAGCAGUAUGUGCGAACAGUUGCUGGCGGCUGACAACAAUCGUAGUGGUAGUGGAAGUAAUGCUAAUGGUACUAGAGGGAUUGGUAACGAAACACUGAAGCAUCAAGAUACAACAUCAAUGACUUUGGAAGACCGUCUGUUCAAAUAUUGGGCUAACGUUUUUUUCCCUAGUUCUGGACCUUAUGCGGAGAUCGGCCUGCCUUUCGCCUUUUUCCAGAGGGAAGAAGCGAGCGGACCGAUCGCGAGACAUCCAUUGCCAGCUAGAGUUGUCAUACAAAGGAUCUUGGAAUUUGUAUCGGGCUCGUUGCCCGGCAGAGGCAGUUCUGAAGGAACAGGAGGUUCGGGUUCAGGGGCAUCCUCAUUGAUGAAGAAAGAGGGUUUCGGUGUUGGACCGGGGGCACCAUUACCGGAAAGCCUGGCUUACAAUGUCGCACUUCUUUUUGAGUGUGUCAGCUGCGUAUUACUGACGCUGCAAGAGCAUGAAAGGGAAGUGGAUUAUCAUCUUUUGGGAACAACAGGCAAUGAAGAGCCAGCAUCAUCACGACCUCUAGAAGCUGAACAACAAGAGAUGCAAGAAAUUCUUUGGCCUUGUCGCGCAUUGAGUCGUCUUGGGUUUACAGAUGUCUGGCUGAUUCACGCCUAUUGCAACUUCGUAGAGCAAGCGGAUGACGUAACGGGAGAGUUCUUGAACUACCUGGAGACAUUGGAUUUCCCGUCUUAUGGAGCUGUUGACAAUACGGCCUCCAGCAGAGCUCCUGUUGUUGACAUCUAUCAUGCUGCGACGAAUGGAAUGAACAAUCCUUCAACCUCCUCUCACCUCAACCCUUCAGUCGAACUUCUUCGUCAUCCUCUCUCCCGGUUCGUGCAGGGACCUCAGAAAGCUACCUUCUUCAAACUCCAUCUUGCCAGAGUCGCCGUCAAGAUCACCGCAUCCUAUCUCGGCAGAGUCCAAAAGACGGCGCACAGUCGACAUCAAGUUGCUUCGUUUAGACAGAACUUCACCAAGUUGCAGCAAGACUUGAAGAGGCUGGAGGCUAGUUUAAGUGACGCAGACUUCGCCGAUCACCAUGAUGGCGCUUCCUUGAGAAGAGAAGUGCAUCGAUUGAAGCAAGAUGCAAGCAGUUUGUUGGAACAAGCACCGUUUUAUGAAUGAUAAUGUUUACAUAGAAGUUCUUGUCGUGGAUCAAGCACCGUUUUAUGUUCUCACGAUGUUUGCAGUGAUGAGUACGCUCAUGCUGGUCGACUCUCAUGUUGAUAUCCUAUGACCUGUUAACCCAAUAAAAGAAUCCUGUAUCCAAUUAAGUAGUUAUUCACUGAAUGCUUUUUCCUCGUCAGAAGAUACGCAUAACAACCAAAACUCGCAUAAUUCGCGAUGAGUCUAUAUUAAGCCUCAACUUUCAAUGGUCAUAGGACCUGGCUUCUGAAAAUAUUGAAUUUUAUGAUCCGAUAUUACUAACGCAUGAUAUUUUGUUGUUGAAAAUAGAAUGACGCGCAAGUAGGAACCAUGGUGAGAAAACCUGAAGAUUGUUUUUUCGUCAGGGCUUCUGCACCAGUACCAAGCAGGA